Messenger RNA from Rhineura floridana, 2161 nucleotides. RefSeq names its product small integral membrane protein 15. Bases 444 to 671 code for a protein of 75 amino acids. The record is from RefSeq and is a predicted model, not a curated record. Lineage: Eukaryota; Metazoa; Chordata; Lepidosauria; Squamata; Rhineuridae. The transcript has 3 exons.
ACGCGCUGAAGUGGAUGCGGUUUUUCAAGGAAAAUCCUGUUUUUAACCGCAUCCAUUAAACCCGGUGUUAAAAGCAAAAGCAAUACAAUACACGCGCUUUUUUGAAAACGUCGAGUAAACGGUCCAAAUUUAAACGAUCUCCAUUUUGGACCAGAUUUUCUUCCCGCGUCUUUAGACGAUGGCGUGAUUUACUCUUCACAUUUCCUACCUCUGGCGGUCGGGCUCCGUUACCAACCUUUCUAGCCGACUGUUUCCUCUAUGAUCGCCCACGGAUACAAGCGGGAGUCGGAGGGAUAAGCGGCCUUCCUUCCGUCCCUUCCUGCUUCCGGUUGAUGGGUUAUUUCCUUUAGUUCUGUAUGACAGCAGUGUCCAGUCUUGUUGUGUAUAGUUAAACUGGAGCUUCUUAACCUCUUGGAAUUUUCCCCAAUUAGGUGGCAGAAAAGAUGUUUAAUAAUAUUAAAUCCUGGGCUGAAUAUAUUGUGGAAUGGGCUGCAAAGGAUCCUUAUGGAUUUCUUACAACAGUGAUCCUAGCUCUAACACCUCUAUUCUUAGCAAGUGCGGUACUAUCAUGGAAACUGGCAAAAAUGAUUGAAGCCAGAGAGCGAGAGCAAAAAAAGAAACAGAAGCGCCAAGAAAAUAUUGCUAAAGCUAAACGAACAAAGAAGGACUAAGAUGCCAAUCCUACUGGACAGAACUUUUCUCAGCAAGGCACUGUUUUUACAUUUGUAUCUUUGUGUUGUAAUCUUUAACGGAGAUGGAUAAAAUUGACAAUUCCUGAAAUCGCUUGUUCUUUUUAAUUUGUGUUAGUCUGUGGUCAUUAAUUUUAAUAGCUUUUUAAGAAGCUUUGUCCUGGGACUUAUUUUCUAAUUUAGGGUAUAUUUGUAAGCUACAAUACAUGUCUAAAAUGUAUUUUUAAAAUUAUUAUUUCAUUGAUUGAAAACCUAACUACUUAUGAUUUUAUAGCAUGGAAAUGUACUGAUUAUUUUCUACACACUUUUCUACUAUAGACUUACAAGAUAGCUUCUUUCUACUACAACUUUCAUUAUAAAAGUCAGUAUUUUCACCUUGCAUUGAUCAACUGGUUUGUUGGAACUUGUACCACCUCCGCUAUGGAAUCUUAUGUGGUAGUUAAUAUUUGUUCAGAACAGGAUGCCUGACCUUUCCGCUGAGUGCAAGUGGCAGUAGCUUUUAUCUACAGGAUACCUUGGGGAAAAUGUGAAAUAUGACUGUCUGGUCUAUCUAGGACCAAUAAUUGGGAAUAAUGACUUUGACAAUGAAAGUACUAUUAUGCGAACAAAUGGGAUUAUUAGGUGCAGACUCAUUCUGUUUACACAAAGAAUUAUGUAUUAGGGAAAGUGGCAGAUGUAUACAGUGCUGCUGUUUAAGUAAACUUACAGCUGAGAACACUAGGUGUUCUAUUGAACUUUGAGGGUAGAAAGUGAAGGGAGUACCUCCUAACUGAAAUCGCUAGACUUGGAUCUUAUUUACAAGCAUCAGUCCUAUGGGCCAGCGAAGGUGGCCCACAGUAUGUUUCUCAUAGGCAAUGCAAUACUGCAGCUAUGUAAAAGCUGGCUUCUGCAAUAACUUAUACCCAGUCCUUCCUCAGGGCCACAACAGCUUUGUAUUGUAUCACACCUGUCCAAAGGAGAGAGUCAAGAGCAUGGACCUAAUGCUACUGCAUUGAGAUCCUGGAUUACCAUGGGUUAAUAGUAUCCUGCCACAAGUUGUGACGCUGCUUUGGUGAAAUAGCCAUUGUACCUUAUCUUGAGCAAUGGUUUCCUGGUGUACAUGGGAAGCUGCUUUAUACUGAGUCCAACCAGUUGCCCAUUUAUCUCAGUAUUGUGUCUAGGAUUUCAGAAAUGGAACAUUCCCAGUCCUACCUGUGACCUGCCUGCAAGGCAGAUGCUGCCUCUGCGAUACGGCCCUUCCUCAGUGUAAGGGCUGGUAAGAUUAGGAAGUCGAUAGCUUCAUCUAGUGAAAGUUGCUAUUAUCUCUAAAUGCAUUAGAAAAAUUGCCAAGUAUAAUUUGUGUAUUUUUUUAAUUGCUCAGGCCAUGCCCACUCUAUUGUGAAUAUUGCAUAUUGCUUGUGGCAUGGUUAAAUGACAGAACAGCAUUAAUCUUAUUUAAAUUUCUACUUUAAAUAAAUGAUACUUUAAAAUUG